UACUGUCAGGUGGUGCAGGUGUCACUCUGGUGAGUCUAGUGGUAAAGAAGUGGAAAUUUUAUUUUGUAUUUGUGUUACUUUAUUGCGUGUAAUUUUUCUGAUGGAUCCAAUAAACUUGUUAGAGAGCCGUAUUGAAAAUCUGGAAAUUCAGAUUUUCGGAGAUAAAUUACCAACUACAAAUACUAAAAAUGUUACUAGUUUACUUUUGGAAACUCAUGCAAUGAUUACUUCAGCUUUAAGUUGCAGAGAAGUAAUUAGUUCCAUGCUUCACCAUUUGUCUAUUAUAAAUGAAUAUCUAGAUCCAAACCUUGGAGUAGAUGAGCUAGAAGCUGAAACUAAGAGGUAUCACUUACUCCAAUUAUACUCGGAAUUGAAAGAUACUGUACAGAAGAUUGGAACUUUAGAGUCACUGUUACCCUUCAUUGAUUCUGAGAACAUAGCGAAAGUAACUGAACUAUCAGGAAAUAUAGAGCAGCUGGCAGUUGGUAAUAUGAAUACAUAUUCUGAAUGCCAAGAAGUUACUCAGAAUGUAUUGAAAUCUUUGCGAAAUUACAAUGAGAUCAUUUCGACUAUAAAGAUAUUAUUUGCUGAUCUGGAUACUGAAGUUUCUCUUCUGGAAAAUUCUUUAAUUACAGAAGAAUAGUUUUAUCCAACUCUCUCACAAUAAUAAUAAUACUGUCCUAGUCAUAAUACUUUCUGAACUUGUACUUGUAUACUUAGAAAUGAUACUGUAAUCCAAAUCAUUGAAAACUAAACAUUGUUCUAAUGAAAUAUCUGGAAUUAUUCUGAAUCUCCCAAAUUCAUGGGGACCAUUGUCGUAAAAAACUAUAGAAAUAAUAAUUUUUUUCAUGGAUAUAAUUGGAAUGUGAUUCAAGGUGUCAUACCUCAUAUUGGUAAUAUAUUUUUCAUAUCAUUUGUA
Messenger RNA from Leptinotarsa decemlineata (Colorado potato beetle), 919 nucleotides. RefSeq names its product dynactin subunit 3. NCBI's taxonomy places the organism in Eukaryota, Metazoa, Arthropoda, Insecta, Coleoptera, Chrysomelidae. The record is from RefSeq and is a predicted model, not a curated record. Gene Ontology annotation, biological process: cytoskeleton-dependent cytokinesis. Gene Ontology annotation, cellular component: dynactin complex.